This is a messenger RNA of Jaculus jaculus (lesser Egyptian jerboa), 984 nucleotides long. It is a transcript of the gene Rwdd1, whose product is annotated as RWD domain containing 1. NCBI's taxonomy places the organism in Eukaryota, Metazoa, Chordata, Mammalia, Rodentia, Dipodidae. Gene Ontology annotation, molecular function: protein binding. The record is from RefSeq and is a predicted model, not a curated record. The coding region runs from base 84 to 812 and encodes 242 amino acids. Gene Ontology annotation, biological process: cytoplasmic translation. The transcript is spliced from 7 exons.
GGCCCGGGGCGGCCGGCGCGGGUUUCGGCUGCGGCGCGCGGCCAGGGAGUCGCGCCGAUCCAUGGGCAGCAGCGCGGGCCACGAUGACUGAUUACGGCGAGGAGCAGCGCAACGAGCUCGAGGCUCUGGAGGCCAUCUACCCUGACUCGUUCACAGUAUUAUCAGAAAAUCCACCCAGCUUCACCAUUACAGUGACAUCUGAAGCUGGAGAAAAUGAAGAAACUGUCCAGACUACCCUUAAGUUUACCUAUAGUGAGACAUAUCCAGAUGAAGCUCCCCUUUAUGAAAUAUUCUCCCAGGAAAAUCUAGAAGAUAAUGAUGUCUCAGACAUUUUGAAAUUGUUGGCAUUGCAGUCUGAGGAGAAUCUUGGCAUGGUGAUGAUCUUCACCCUAGUGACAGCUGUGCAAGAAAAAUUAAAUGAAAUUGUAGACCAGAUAAAAACUAGAAGAGAAGAAGAAAAGAAACAGAAAGAAAAAGAAGCAGAAGAAGCAGAAAAGAAAUUAUUCCAUGGUACUCCUGUUACAAUUGAAAAUUUCUUAAGUUGGAAGGCCAAGUUUGAUGCAGAACUCCUAGAAAUUAAAAAGAAACGGAUGAAAGAAGAGGAACAAGCAGGCAAAAAUAAAUUAAGUGGAAAACAGCUGUUUGAAACAGAUCAUAAUCUUGACACAUCUGACAUCCAGUUCUUGGAGGAUGCUGGAAACAAUGUGGAAGUGGACGAGUCCUUGUUCCAGGAGAUGGAUGACUUGGAGCUGGAGGACGAUGAGGAUGACCCAGACUACCAUCCUGCUGACCCAGGGAGCGACUCUGACUGAGUGGCCCGUUUCCAGAGAGGCUUCACCACCGUAGCAUCUGUGGUGGUGCUGAAAGGGUUUUGAUUUUCCUUUCUUUUUUUUCUAAGAAAAAAAUAUUUUUCAGGAGAAUAUUCUUCUGAUAGUUUUCAUUGUUGAACUUAAUAAACUGACUUUAACGUUUCAAAUAUAAAAA